Molecule: messenger RNA, 1902 nt
Organism: Danio rerio (zebrafish)
Lineage: Eukaryota; Metazoa; Chordata; Actinopteri; Cypriniformes; Danionidae
Source: RefSeq, a predicted model, not a curated record
GGAUUAAAAAUGGCAAAACUCAAAUGUUUAAUUCCAAGGUUGUUGUAAAAUGAGCCUACUUUCUUCAAUGUUGACUGCAAUAGCUAGUUUACGCAUAUAUAGUGUGGAUAUGACUAAAUGCAAACAAAGAGUUAAUCUUAAUUAGAGCUUAAAUUAUGCGAUUUGCCACAGAUUCAGCUUUGCUUCUUCUCUUUAUUUUAGUGGACUUUUUCUUUGGACAAGAUUGUGAUUAUUCCCGACUUUACAUAUCAAGUUUUUGUAACCAACUUACCAAAAACAGAUUUAGGAAACACUAUGACAGUAAUCAACAUGACAGUUCCAGAGAGAAUUUGGGCUACAGAGGUAAAAUGGUCAGUGAAAAAAUCUAAGGAUGAUAUCUUGGUGAUGACCAUAGAAUUUGAGCCAGGAGAGUUUUCUGACCAAUACAAAGUGUCCAUCUGCAGUCCUGACUUUCACCCGGAAACAUCUCAGGACAUCAUAAGGGAUAAUGGGACAUUAAUGAUGGUUAAAUUCACUCUGGAAGCCUGGAAGAUAAAGCACUGCAAUUUGGAACUGGUGAUUCAGCCACUGUCAGUUAAAAGCAUGAAGAACUGUCUGGAUUACAGAGAGAACGUUGAUAUCUGUCCCUUUCUUCCAGAUACGCCGGUUGUUUUGAUUAGUUUGCUGACCCUUGGGCUGUUGAUAGUGAUGCUGGCAACUGUUUGUUGCUGUAUUGCAUUUUUGCAGAAACGGAAUUCACACAAAGAAACCCCAUCCUCAGACACCUCCACCUGUGCAAAGAGUAAACUGGAGAUGAAUCCUGUUCAGCAGGAACAUAAGAAGCUCAUCAUCAUCUACUCUCUAGAUCAUCCCCUGUACAAAGAGAUCGUCUUGAAGUUAUGUGCCUUCCUCAGGGCUAAAUGUGGCACAGACGUCACACUGGAUCUUCUGGACUCCACCUGGCUCAGCACAAUCGGCAGAAUUCAAUGGCUGGAUAUGCAAAGGGAACGAAUCGCCAAGUCCUCUGAUAAAGUCCUGAUUCUGUGCUCUCCGGGAGUGUAUGCGAAGUGGAAGUCAAUGUGCGGUAAACACCAAGUAAGACUAAAAGAGGACGAACGUUCACCAAUGGGAGAUAUGCUCACUCCAGCUUUGAGCCUCAUUAUACCGGAUUUUAUUCACGCUUCAUCUUUCAACAAAUACAUGGUGGCUUAUUUUGAUGAUGUUUGCAGCGAGGUUGAUGUUCCAGCACCUUUUAAUGUUCUGGUGAAGUACAAGCUCAUGAACCACUUUGAGGAACUUUACUUCCGGAUCCUAGACAUGGAAAAACACGAGCCAGGACGGAUUAAAUGCAUUGAAGGCAUUAGGGAGAAUGAUUACUUCUGCUGUCCGUCAGGACGAGCCCUUCGGGAUGCAAUUGAGGUGUUUCGAAAUUACCAGGUGAAGAAUCCAAACUGGUUUGAAAUGGAGCUUCUGGACUCUGAUGAUGAAGAUGAAAGCAUCAUGGAGUCGAUGUUUCCAAAGGAUGUUAAAUGUAAUCCUUAUCAGCUAGUUGAAAAUUAUAAACCUCAUGCGUUUGUCAACGUGAUUCAGAUUGAUGAAGACGUUUUUAAAAAUGCUUCCAUUGCAGAGACAGCCAUAAUAUUGAGUGAGCAUUCUUCAGUUUCCACUACAGGUGUUCAUUCUAGGGGUCCAGGAUUGAGUAGCUUGACAACUAUUGAUGUGAAAGGUUUGGCAGCAACUAAACCUGUGGCACAGCAUGCUUUAUGCUUACAGGCUCUGUGAAUGCCUCUAAAUUUGUAGCUGUAAAUAAUCAGUCAUGUUCAGGCUUAAAGCAUUACAAGUUUUCUAAUCAGGUUACAUUUUCACAUAAUACUAAAGUAAUCCAUUAAUUUUCAUUUAAAAAAAAUCUGUUUUUCCAAAAAA